This is a messenger RNA of Setaria italica (foxtail millet), 2088 nucleotides long. RefSeq names its product disease resistance protein RPM1. Gene Ontology annotation, biological process: defense response to other organism. The record is from RefSeq and is a predicted model, not a curated record. Lineage: Eukaryota; Viridiplantae; Streptophyta; Magnoliopsida; Poales; Poaceae. The coding region runs from base 143 to 1747 and encodes 534 amino acids. The transcript is spliced from 2 exons.
CAACUUGCAGGUUUGGAAGACGACACGCUAGGUGAUCAUCCUAAGAAAUCAGGCAUGCUGGCUCGCCGACCGGCUCGGCAUCGAGGAGGCGGCGCUGGGGACCAACCCAGAGUUUCAUUCCUUACGUGGCAUACUUGCCUGGAUGCAUUCUUACUUCAGUUACUUGCAUGCUUGCCCUCGGCAUCUCAAGAAAUGCAUGCUUUAUCUAUCGGUCUUUCCUCAAGACAGCAUCAUCCGGAGGAUGCGUUUGGUGAGGCGGUGGAUCGCGGAGGGCUACUCAAAGGGCACCGACAGCAUUAGCAUGGAGAAGUACGCGGAGAAGCUUUUUGACGAGGUUGCUGCACUGAGCAUCAUGCAGCCAGUACUCAAGGCAAGUAAGGUUAUUGGGUACCGAGUCAAUGGUUUCUUCCGCGAGUAUAUCAUCUCGCGGCCGGUGGAAGAGAGAGUUUUCUUUCCAGUGGAAGUCUCUGCACUGGAGCGCGGGCAUGGCCGGCUGACCACAGAAGGCAUAGGACAGCACCUAGCUGUUGGGACAUUCUGGAAUGCUGACCGGGUUGUGUUCGAGGGUUUGGACUUCUCACGGCUUCGGUCUUUGACAGUGUUUGGAAAGUUUUGGCCAUGGUACGUCUCGGACAGGAUGAGGGUGCUUCGGGUGCUGGAUCUAGAGAAUGCAAUAGGAGGGAAUUCUGCUUUUGAGGAGAUAGUGAAGCUGUCUCGUCUGAAGUUCCUCUCGCUAAGAGGACAGAGGACUGUUUCGCGACUGCCAGAUUCCGUGGGUGAGCUGGUGCAGCUGCAAACUCUGGAUAUCAGAGACACCUCUAUAGUCGCGCUACCACCAUGCAUCACCCGGCUACAGAAGCUGCAGUACAUUCGUGCAGGUACCACCAUAGCGUGGACGCAAGAUGACAGCUUGUCUGCGGGGGAGCAUUCGACUCCAUUGAGUAGGAGGUCCCGCUUGCUUGCCAGAUUCAGCAGACGUGGACCUGAUGGCUCUUGCAGGAAUGGUGUUGAGGUGCCAAGAGGGAUCGCGAGACUGAAAGCCUUGCAGACGCUUGGUGCUAUUGAUGUAAAUACUGCAGGGGAUGCCACUCUUCGUGAGAUCGCUUCCCUUGUCUUUCGCCAGUUGAAGAAACUCGAAGUGUCUGGGAUCAACCGCAAAACCAGAGCAUUGUUUAAUGGGAAUUUAGAUGAGGCACAGCAUUUGGAAUCAUUGUCUUUGCAGUUUGAGAAGAACGACCAUUUUGUUCAUUGGAACUACAUCCGCUUUCCCCGAGGCCUACGGAGCCUAAAGAUGCACGGCCAUGUAGAGCAGCUCCCACCAGAUAUCAAGUAUCGUAACAAUCUCUUGAAGCUGACUUUAGAGAAGACUACACUGUUCACAACAGGUGACAUAAAGGUCAUCGAGAGCUUACCAAGUCUGCGUACUCUGCGCCUCCGUGUCAAUAAAGAUCAAGAUGGCGAGCUCCAAUUUCACUCUGGCCUUUUCAGCAAACUCGAGGUCCUCGAGAUUGCCUGUAAAUCGAAGUUAAGUGUAUGGUUUGACAAUGGUGCAAUGGAAAAGCUUGAGCAGCUGAAGAUUCACUGCCUUCAGGGGUCGGAGAUGCAGUUCUCUGGGUUAGAGCACCUGGUUUCCCUCAAGCAAGUCUGGCUUAUAGGUUUCUUUGGCGAUGCACUCAAGGUAGCAUUGAAGCAGCAACUUCACAAGCAUCUGAAGAUACCUGCUCCGAAACUGCAGGUUCUCUACUAAGGGAAGUCCGACACUCCAACUUGCAGGUUUGGAAGACGACACGCUAGCUGAUCAUCCUAAGAAAUCAGUUUUGAAGCUGCAGGGAGCCAUGUUUUAUCCUGAUGGCCUGGCGGGUAUUUACUGAAGUUCGAGAUGCUGACUGCCAGCCGUCGCCCAAUCCAGUAUUCUCAGCCGAGAAGGAUUAGCUCCAAGUCUCUUGUCUGGGUCGUGUAACUGUCUCUUACUGUCAUUAGUAGAAACCAUUACCUGUUUUUUACCUCGAAAGCGUAGUAGAGCUGUGUAUCAUUAUAAUAAAGAAGCAGAAAACAAUACUGUAUGCUAAUGAACACACUGAAAUUUUA